CAUAAAAGCGCCAGGGAGCUCAUUGUGCGGAGUGAUCUGAUACGGACUACACCCAGCCGCUGCCUCACUGCCCUGGCUUUCUUUGCUGCCCCAGCCUUCGCGUUGGUCAGCGUCGAGGUGUGAGUUAGAUUAGGAGACUGGAAAAAAAAACCCCUCUGUCGGGCUCUUUUCUCCCCCUGUUUGGGCCGCUUUUCUCGCUUGGCAACUUCCAGAGCAGUAGGGCUUUUUUACAUAGCAUCAAUUUCUUGAAUAUGUCUUGGCAAAGCUACGUGGAGAACCUGAUGGCCGAUGGCUCCUGUCAGGAUAGCGCCAUUGUUGGGUAUACGGACGCCAAAUAUGUUUGGGCAGCACAUGCCGGCGGCGCAUUCAACAAUAUCACGUCUAAUGAAAUAGACGUCCUUAUCGGUAAGGACAGGGAGACCUUUUUCACCAACGGUCUCAUUCUGGGCUCAAAGAAGUGUUCGGUCCUCAGAGACAGCCUCCUUGAUGACGGAGAGUGGACAAUGGACAUCCGGACGAAGAGUCAAGGAGGAGAGCCUACAUACAAUAUCUCUGUGGGAAGAGCCGGAAAAGUUUUGGUUCUUGUAAUGGGCAAGGAAGGGGUCCAUGGAGGCGGAUUGAAUAAGAAGGCUUACUCAAUGGCAAAAUAUUUGAGGGAUUCAGGGUUUUAAUGUUUUCAAGCUCACUUAGAUUAAAAUGAGGGACAAAAAGAAGAGAAAAGAAAUAUUGCUGUUAAGAUUUCUCCUGCAAGCAGUCAAAUGUCAUGGAAACUUUUAAUAGCAAUGAAGAGUGGUAAGAUACCGUCACCUUUGUUCCCCCCUUCAUCCUGUAGGGGGGAGACUCUUCAAUUUUGUUAGUUUCUCUUUUUUCCUUGUGUGCUCCAGUAUUGGUUAUAUUG
Acanthochromis polyacanthus (spiny chromis) is the source of this 898-nucleotide messenger RNA. Its product is annotated as profilin-2-like. Gene Ontology annotation, cellular component: cytoplasm. The record is from RefSeq and is a predicted model, not a curated record. Gene Ontology annotation, biological process: positive regulation of actin filament bundle assembly; actin cytoskeleton organization; regulation of actin filament polymerization. Gene Ontology annotation, molecular function: actin binding. Bases 252 to 671 code for a protein of 139 amino acids. The transcript has 3 exons. NCBI's taxonomy places the organism in Eukaryota, Metazoa, Chordata, Actinopteri, Pomacentridae.